UAUGCUUUGGGUGUAUCCAAUCCAUCUGCUUUACGAGAAACGGCUGUAGAGGUCCCAACAGUAUCAUGGAAAGACAUCGGUGGACUCGAUAAAGUUAAACUAGAACUUCAAGAAACCGGACCUGAAUUAUUAACUAUGUGGUUUGGUGAAUCUGAAGCAAACGUUCGAGAUGUUUUUGAUAAAGCACGUGCUGCUGCACCAUGUGUAAUGUUCUUUGAUGAAUUGGAUUCUAUUGCAAAAGCUCGUGGAGCUAGCUUAGGAGAUGGUGGCGGCGCUGGUGACCGUGUUCUUAAUCAAAUUCUUACCGAGAUGGAUGGUAUGAAUGCUAAAAAGAAUGUAUUCAUUAUUGGUGCUACAAAUCGCCCAGAUCAAAUUGAUCCGGCACUACUUCGUCCUGGUCGUCUUGACCAAUUAAUUUAUAUCCCCCUACCUGAUGAGGUAUCAAGAUUAGCGAUUUUAGAAUCUACAUUACGAAAAUCACCUCUUGCCGAAAGUGUUAAAAGUAAUUUGAAAUACUUGGCAAAACAAACAGAAGGAUUCUCUGGUGCUGAUUUAACAGAAAUCUGUCAACGCGCAUGUAAAUUGGCUAUUAGGGAAAGUAUUGAAAAGGAAUUAAAACGUGAUCAGGAGCGUAAGGAAAGAAUUGGUGAAGAAGGUACGAUGGAUGAAGACACAGAAGAAGAAGAUUUGGUCCCUGAAAUCACAAGUUCUCACUUCGAAGAAGCUAUGAAAUUUGCUCGUCGUUCAGUUUCCGAUAGUGACAUUCGCAGAUAUGAAAUAUUUGCUCAAAACCUUCAGCAGUCUCGUGGCUUUGGCCUAAACUUUAAAUUCCCCGAGGGUUCCAGUGGAGGUCCUUCCACAGACGUACAAAAUGGUGGUAAUGCUAUGGAUGUUACUAGUACUGCAUUCGGUCAGGAUGUUAAUGAUGACGAUGAUUUGUAUGCUACUUAA
Molecule: messenger RNA, 951 nt
Organism: Scutellospora calospora
Lineage: Eukaryota; Fungi; Glomeromycota; Glomeromycetes; Diversisporales; Gigasporaceae
Source: the annotation of a GenBank genome assembly